UAAAGGCGCAUGCAAAUGUCGAUAUGCGAUGGGACGUGUUUACGCUGAAUUUUAAAAAUUGCAGCAGUGAAUUGUCUCUGUGGGCCUACAGAGAAAUUAAAUCGUCUCAACUGUUACUGUCCGUCAUACGAGGUCGAACAUGGAUCCUUCGAAUGUUAGCCCAUCUGAGAGCGAUGAGGGAUCAGCCCCUCCCUCUGCAUUUCAACGAUUCGGCCGCCGCGCUACGCUGACGGCAGCCUUUGCAGGGAAGUCGUUCAAAAAGAUGGGCAUGAAGGUGAAGAUGGCCAAUCGGUUCAUCAGUAAGAAGAGAGAAACUAAGCCUGAGGAGCCAGAUAUUCGGCGGCUUUUUACAUUUGAUCCGUCGGCGCUUAAGCGUGGUGCUACGGUUUCUGACCUAUUCGAAAAAGAAGAGAAGGAGGAAGACUUCAAUGAAAUUGUAGAUCAAGACGAUGAGAGAGUAGAAGAAGUAGUAUCACAGGGCUUGGUGGGAUUCAUGGUGGAAAGUUUCGCUUUCCGUUUCUUCAUUCUCGCAGUGAUCGUGGUCAACGCAGUCCUCAUUGUGCUACAAACAAAUGAAGAUCUUUCGUUGGAGUAUGCCUGGCUCUUUUCUAUUUUCGACUACAUUGUACUGACAAUCUUCGUAUGGGAACUCCUCCUCAAGUGGUACAAUGGCUUCUUCAUUUACUGGAGGGUGGGCUGGAACAUUCUCGACUUUUUCAUCAUCCUCACCUUGUUCCUUGGACCGACUCUUUCCUUUCUGGGGAGCAGUAGGAUUUUAAGGAUUCUUCGUGUUAUCCGUGCUUUCAGAAGCUUGAGAAGCAUUAGCGCCCUCACCGGAUUAACCGUCGUCGUGCAGACAAUUCUGCAAUCCAUUCCAGAUAUGACAAACAUCGCCCUUCUGCUGGUUAUCAUCAUGGUAGUGCUGAGCGUAGCAGGGGUGGCGCUUUUCAGUCGGGAUUUCCCCGAAUACUUUGGAAAUCUUGGGGAAGCUAUGUUCACAAUGUUUGUUUGCGUCACGCAGGAUGGGUGGAUGGGGAUGUUCAACAACUUUCAGGAGUCGCCAAACCACUUCUUGGCGGGUGCUUGCUAUUUCAUCGUCUGCAUUAUCGUCGGUGCUUUCGUCUUCGCCAAUCUUGUCGUUGCUGUUGUCGUCACAAACCUGGACAAAGCAAUCCGAGAAAUUCACGCCGAGAAUAAGAAAAGAGAGGAUACAUUGUCAACCAAGCCAGUCGCUGAAGAUGAUGAACAUCAUCACUUGGAGCAUGAUGUACCGAUUGUCAGCAUGGAAAGCGUUAUCAAACAUGGCAACCUAACUCAACAAAAACCACUUUUCUUUGGGGAUUUUUCUCACAUUACUCCGGAAAAGUUUGAGAAUUACAUCGUGGUUUUGACAGCACUCGAAGAAAACCUGACAGAGUACAAGAGGAUACGAUACGAUCUUGACAAGAUAUUCGAACUGGUGUACUCCAUCAAUGAAGAAAAAGCAGAGGGUGCCAUUCCCAAAGACGAUUCUCGUGCUACGCCAUCCUUUGACCCCAGCUUCAAAGUUAAAGACUUUGGGCGCAAAGGGGACAUUCUAUCAAACCUGAUGGAGCUGGAAAAACGCACAGGGCUGCCAGGCAUGCCGGACAGCUAUCGGCAAUACAUCAAGGAGACUGCUAAGAUCCUGGACCACAUAGGCCAGUCAAAGCACCUACAGGUGCCGGGCUCAACGGUCGAUCCCUCCGAUAUUUCGAGUCCCUCUGGCUCCGAUAGAAAAGGGGACAAGAAAUGACAAAUUAAUUUCAAUCAAAUUCUCUGUCUGUACAUGUACUUGCAGUUUGCCGUUGGGAUAAAUUUUGUUGAGCUGCAUGCCAGAAGCUACUGCGAAACAAAAUUUUCUUGGCAAAUAUCAGCUGGGUACAACGAUGUACGUGUAACAUCACUAAGCUAUUUA
Messenger RNA from Acanthaster planci (crown-of-thorns starfish), 1936 nucleotides. RefSeq names its product cation channel sperm associated 4 (gene catsper4). NCBI's taxonomy places the organism in Eukaryota, Metazoa, Echinodermata, Asteroidea, Valvatida, Acanthasteridae. Gene Ontology annotation, biological process: sperm capacitation; flagellated sperm motility; transmembrane transport. Gene Ontology annotation, molecular function: calcium-activated cation channel activity; voltage-gated calcium channel activity. Gene Ontology annotation, cellular component: CatSper complex; sperm principal piece; acrosomal vesicle. The record is from RefSeq and is a predicted model, not a curated record.